AUGUCCUUCUUCAACUGGCAGCCGGAGUCAGAAAAGGGCGAAACGGAGGUAUCCCCCAGAAUCUGGAUCUAUGUGGUGAUGGCUGCAGGGGUGACAAUAUUGACAGUUUUGGCAUGGCUUUGGUUCAUAAAGGGACGGUGUAGCUGGAAGCAGAGGCGGCAGUUUGUGGAUGAAUACGAACUUUCAGACAGCCAAGGUUCAACGGGAGACGAGUCUGCAUUGCCCCCUGUUCACUUGACACAGCCGGAUGGUACUGUGGUCGAGAUUAACGAUACUGACAAGGACCAACCCCAUCCUGUCAGGGCAUUGGAGCGCGUUCCAUCUUGGAAGGAUAAUGAAGACUUGUCUUCGGCCAUAUCGCAGAAUGUUCCAACAACAACACCAUCAGACGGCCAAACGGAAGUUAACGACCAUGGUGAUACCGCACAGCUCAGACAGGGGACAACUAAAUCCUAUCCAAACGCCACACCGUCAUUAGAAAAUGACUUUUCGAACGUUGGGGGUGCACCCGGUCUUGGUGACCAGACACCUGUUGCCUCAUACCCACUCGACCUGUCAGAUUCAGGAAGUGAAGAUGGCGAUGGCCUUUGGGAGUCCAUUGAUGAGCAACUGAUUUCGCCACCGCCAGACGAUAAGGAGUACCUUCCCCUGGACCAGCUUCGAAGAAUCAUGGUGAAGCGCCGGGUUCGAAAGGCGUUGAAGAAACACCUGAAGCUGGAUCGAGAUACUCGAUACAGAUACGCCUGUGAGGUAUGCGACACUACCAACUACGGAACCGCGCAAAGAACAACACGACACAAGAUCUUUGCUGUAUUGGUCCGGAUUGAACACCUUGAAGCUCUGCCCAGCAUCAUCGAGGAGGAGAUCCAUGACGUUCACUUGCCGUUCACUUUACAAAAGGGCUCUCAGUGGCAUCUGACGUAUGCGGGCGUCGAUAAAGUCCCCGUAAAGUUCAGAGCCAGUUUAGAAUGGAGCAAGCCAAAGCUCAACGCGUUCAUCAAAGAGCAGUGGCUCUUCAUGGCCCCAUUCUUCGAUAUGCGGGCGACUAAACCUCAUUUCUAUCCUCUCGAGUCCAAGGUAGUCCUUCCAUUUGUUAGUAAUGCAUCUGAUACAGACACCGCUUUUGGAGGAUUUGGCGACGUUUUCCGGAGGCAGAUUCAUGCUGCACAUCACAAUUGCACGCAGCCUUUCUUCGCCAUCAAAAAGCUCCACAACAAGAACAAGACAGAAUUUGAAGACGAACAAUAUGCGUUAAAGAAGUUCAAUCAGGAAGACCACCCGCAUUUAACGAAGCUCCUUGCCACUUACCAUCAUCACGAGCAUUAUUACUUCGUCUUUCCAUGGGCUGAUGGGAACCUAAGGGAGUUUUGGCAACGCUAUGAAAUGCCCAAACGUGACCAUAAUCUAAUCGUUUGGUUGGCGGAGCAGUCAGCAGGCAUAGCUUCUGGCCUGAAGCUAAUUCAACAUCCGCCCCCGAAUCUCAACUUGACAGUUCAAGAUUCCAGGGACUAUGGUAGACACGGGGAUCUGAAGCCUGAGAACAUUCUCUGGUUUCGUGAUCCUGGUGCAGAUGAAAGUUUGAUUGGAAGCGGCCUACUCAAGAUUGCCGAUUUCGGCCUGACACGAUAUCACCGACAUAACUCAAGAUACCAGAAGCUCCAAAGCGGCGGAGGAUUCACAUGUUCAUUGACAUACAAGGCCCCUGAAGUCGACGUAGUUGAUUCUGUUUCAGAGGCUUACGAUAUUUGGACCUUAGGCUGUCUCCUUCUUGAGUUCAUCACCUGGUACCUCAGGGGCUGGGAGGGUGUUGACGAGUUUUCUCUGAGCCGGGCGAACGAAAGUCACGACCCAGACCACGAAAUUCCGCUUGACACCUUUUUCAAUGUUGCGUCAAAGAAUGGCGUCAAAGGAGCUGGGCUCAAGCGUGCUGUAACGGAGCUGAUAGAUGACUUGCACGAAGAUCCCAACUGUUCCAAGUUUCUCCACGACCUACUUACAUACACACUCCAUCACCUCCUGCGGAGCGAUCACAAGAAGAGAGCCAAAUGUGUUGAUGUGGUGAAAAUGCUGGAGAAGAUGGCAAAAGACUGCAGAAAUGACAAGUCAUAUGCUGUUGAUGGACGCAUGAAGCCGCCAAACAAGUCUGACACUAUGGAUACAACGAGAACCGACAAGACCGUAUCGGAAUACGGCCGCGACACCGCUGAAAAUGAUGCACUGGCAACACCGCACGCAUCUAGACCAGGCACACCAACAAGAGAGAUCGACCUGUAUGAUUUCGUGAGAUACGACGAGAUUCCAGAGCGGGCUCUAGACGAUGAUGCCAUGGAAACCGACACGGAUAAAAUUGAUACAGCAGAGGAGCCUUCUGAGAAUGAAGAAGGGACACCAAAGCAACUUCUCAACGUCGCUUCUGAGGACGUCGGUCCCGAUGAGAUGGAAAUUUCAACGCCAACUGCCCGCAACACGAGCUUUCUGCAAGACGACUCAUUUUCCAGCUCCGGCACCGAAGGCUAUACAGUAUCGCAGCCGAAUGAAAGUGGAUUUGGAGAGAAUCCGAAGAGAAAGAGCUGUGACAUUGGAGAGGGGCUUUCUACUCAAGAGAUGAAGCGCCCAAAGCUCGCUGAGGGGGAGUCUACUCUUGUUGGCUCGAUUGCAGAAUCGAAAUCGGGGUUCAGCGCCCACGACUUCGAGUUAUUCGAGUACGAAGAACGGCCGACGACAGUUAUCACGAUCCGGCUUGACGAUUUAGCGGAACUACAGGAUGCCUUUUUGGAGGACGAAUUAACAACGGCUGAAGAUUGGGAGACAUGGCUACAGCGGGCCACAGUAUUAGAUUGUCCUUCGGAGAUCCAACAAUUACCAGUCUCUGAAUCGACGUUUCAAAAUGUCACCAAAACAUUUCGCGUUCAUCGGACCCUUGGCCGGAUGAUCAAUCGCCGAGACUCAGAGUUCCUCCACUUACUAGAGGUCGAUGAGAAUAUUGAGCCACAGAGACUAAUUUACAACUUCAGAACAAGCGCCAUCGUUCCUGGAGACAUUGCCGUAUCUGUGACUCAUGAUCCCUGUCGUCGGUCAACGACCGCUAUCCUGUUUGGUCUUGGGGAAGCUCAAGAAAGGCUCUUUCUGCACAGGAUGAAAGAAUCUCUAGAAGACUUCUGUCAUCCCCUGGCACUGGUCGGAGCAGUAUGCGAGCUUGAGCGAGACAGGUGGAUCAAAAAUGAGGUUCGUCCUAUUGAGUCGACGUAUAUGGAGAAGAACGACCAAUGGAGCAUGGCUAGUAGUGACAACCUUGCGUCUGCACCAGAAGGGGAAACCAUGGAGGAUGCUUUGGGGUUGCGGUUCAAGUCUACCAUUCUACUCACAAGCCUGACCGCUGCAAGACGGCAGCUUAGUCGGAUCGGAGAUUACUUACAAGAUAUGCGCAAAGAUGCCAAAAUGGCGUCCUUUGUGGGAGGCUGUGAUCAUUACCAUGACAAGGAAACCAAAGCUCUCAAUACUGGCAUAGAUUUGGGCAAGCAGCAAGCUCACACCGCUGCUCGGCUACAUCACCGUCUCAAUCAGAUCUCUGAUGAAUUUGAUAUGAAGAUUGACAGCUGCAAGGCAUCAAUGGAAGACAUGAUGGCUACUACCCAAGUCGUCAUGAGCCGAAUCGCGAGGCAUGACACCUUGACAAACACAGCGAUCUCUGUGGCCACGCGAAGGGACAACUCUCAAAUGAUGUCCAUCGCCUUUGUGACUAUGGUAUUCUUGCCACUCACGAGCAUUGCAACCAUCUUCUCCAUGAACGUAUUCAAUUGGGAUGCCAAAGACGGUGAGAAUCUCAUCAAUGUGCACUUUUGGCUUUAUCUAGCUGUAGCUGGAGCGUCAACAGUCCUAACCGUUGGUCUAUGGAUGAUUUAUUCAGGAGUGACCAAAGGGCUUUUCUGCGUCCGUCAGAGGAGGAAAGAUGAGGAAAUGGGGUCUUGA
Molecule: messenger RNA, 3969 nt
Organism: Colletotrichum gloeosporioides
Lineage: Eukaryota; Fungi; Ascomycota; Sordariomycetes; Glomerellales; Glomerellaceae
Exons: 10
Coding region: 1-3969 (1322 amino acids)
Biological process (GO): metal ion transport; peptidyl-serine phosphorylation; transmembrane transport
Cellular component (GO): membrane
Molecular function (GO): protein serine/threonine kinase activity; ATP binding; metal ion transmembrane transporter activity
Source: RefSeq, a predicted model, not a curated record